AUGUCUUCAAUACUCCUUGUGUCAGAUGUGACUCCGGUGUCCGAUGUGAAUUCGGUGUCAGAUGUGACUCAGGUGUCACAUGUGACUCAGGUGUCAGAUGUGACUAAGGUGUCAGAUGUGACUCCGGUGUCCGAUGUGAAUUCGGUGUCAGAUGUGACUCAGGUGUCACGUGUGACUCAGGUGUCAGAUGUGACUAAGGUUUCAGAUGUGACUUCGGUGUCGGAUGUGAAUCCGGUGUCAGAUGUGACUCAGGUGUCACAUGUGACUAAGGUGUCAGAUGUGACUAUGGUGUAUUUAACACACAAUUAUAAUUAUUGGACUAAAUAUGGCGUUUGUGGACCAAAACCAUAUCCAAUUGUUGGCAACAUUUAUCAAUUACUUCGUGUGCCACACAUUAUUCAUCAACAAUUGUGGCACAAAAAAUAUGGAAAAAUCUAUGGAAUAUAUAUAUCAAAUGAUCCAAUUUUACGUAUAAGUGAUCCACAAUUGAUAAAAACAAUGUUUGUUAAAGAUUUUACUAUAUUUGUUGACCGAAAACUUUACGAUCCGAGCGAUCCGAUAGUAUCGAAGAGUUUAGCCGAAGCCACGGGUGAUCAGUGGCGUCGUAUUCGGUCAAUAGUUUCGCCGACAUUUUCAUCGGCCAAAAUGAAACUUAUGUAUCCAAUUAUCGGCGAUUGUUGUACUGAUUUUGUUAGACAUCUGGAAACAGUAAUUAAGGGUAAUAUGAAUACCAAACCGACGGAUAUUAUAAAUGCCAAAAAAGAGUUCGGUUCGCUGGCUAUGGAUAUCAUUGCACGGACAGCGUUUGGUAUUAAAACUAAUCCCUAUAGUACUUCUACUACUACUACUACUGGUGCCGCCGCAACCGACAGUCCAUUUGUGAAAAAUGCGCGCAUGAUUUUUGAUGCCAAUUUGGCACGUGUUUUGAUAAACGUGUUUAUGCCCGGUUGGGCCUACAAACUGUUUUUGGGUUCACUCGAAACAAGAAUCAAAAACUUUUUUUUCACAACAAUUCGCAAUGUUUUGGCUGAACGACGAAAAUCCAAUGUCAGACACAAUGAUUUCGUUCAGUUGCUUAUGGAUGCCGACAGUGGUUUUGGUGAUGCCAUGGAUUAUAUGGAUAGCUCACAGUUACAAGGUUCAGAGGAACAGGAGGCUAGUCGUCGGACACUCAAUUUGAAAGUAGCCAACAAAAAGCUCAGUGAGGAUGAGAUUGUGGCGCAGGGAUUGGUGUUUAUGGUGGCGGCCUAUGAAACCACAUCGACUGCACUAACGUUUACUGUCUACGAGCUGGCUCUCAAUCCGCGCGCACAACAAAAACUUUUUGAUGAAAUCACAGAAUCGCUUAACGCCAGCACCAGUACUACUCAUAUGGAUGACGAUAGGGAAAGGGAUGAUAACACACAACAACAACAACAACUCAAUUAUGAAACAUGUCUGCAAUUGCCUUAUUUGGACGCCUGUAUAUCUGAAUCACUGAGACUACACUCACCAAAUCAGGUACUUCAGAGAAUUGCCGCCACCGACUACACCAUACCGGGCACUGGCAUUCAAUUAGCAAAAGGUCAACAAAUUGAGAUACCGGUUUCGGCCAUUCAUUGUAAUGAAGAGUACUACAGGCACGCCAAUACCUAUCUACCGGAGCGUUUUAUGCCUGGUAAUCGUCACCUGAUUAAGCCAUACACAUAUAUGCCGUUUGGUGUCGGUCCACGUAAUUGUAUAGCCAUGCGGUUUGCAUUGCUUGAAGUUAAGACAUGUUUAGCUCAGUUGGUGACUAAAUACAAAUUUAUGCCGACAUCACAAACCGAUAUUCCGCUCAAAUAUGACAAAACAUUAACACUAGUGUCACCCAAACGUGUUAUUAUUAGACUUGAAAGGCGGUCAGCAAUUUGA
Oppia nitens is the source of this 1893-nucleotide messenger RNA. Its product is annotated as cytochrome P450 3A9-like. The transcript is spliced from 7 exons. The record is from RefSeq and is a predicted model, not a curated record. Bases 1 to 1893 code for a protein of 630 amino acids. NCBI's taxonomy places the organism in Eukaryota, Metazoa, Arthropoda, Arachnida, Sarcoptiformes, Oppiidae. Gene Ontology annotation, molecular function: iron ion binding; monooxygenase activity; heme binding.